CAAAUUCAAAACUCUCAGCACUCAAGAAUUUAGAGACACUUUGACUCUCAAGACUUCAAGAACUCUUCCUUCAGGAUCUUUAAACUGAAGUGAGGACACAAACGCAAAGGUAGUUCUUUUGAGGAUCUUCCUGCAUUUGAGAACAUGUCUGACGCCGCUCUGGAAGAUUCAGGCAGCAUUCUGUGCGACAUGUGUACAGAGGACAGGAAACCAGCACGGAAGACCUGCAUGAAAUGUGAGAUCUCCAUGUGCGUCCAGCACCUGCAGGCCCACCUCACCACACCUGUGUUACUGCAGACUCAUCCUCUGACUGAGCCCAUGRCUAUAGAUGGAAACACUAAAUGUCCCCAGCAUGGGAAGCUCCUGGAGUACUACUGCCUGGAUGAUAAGACCUGYGUGUGYGUUUCCUGCGCCAUUGAAGACCAGCACCGCCUUCACAACAUGAAGACCUUCUCCACAGCCCACAAAGAGCUCCUGGAGAAGCUGAAAGCUGAGCAGAAGGACUUACAGCUGAAAACUGAGGAUGAUAACAUGAGUCUGGAGACGUGGGAGAAGAGUGAAAGAGAGAAGCUGGCACGCAGCAGCGUGCGUCUCAUCGAGGCUGUGACUAAUCUACGGGACAUUUCUCUGACCAGUGUCCAAAGUUCAGUCUCUGCUCGAAUGGUGUCCAUCAGAACCAGCAGGAGCAGCAUGCAGGCAGCCCAGAACGAGAAGGACGCCUUCAGAUUCCUGCAGAUGUACUCUCAGGUGAACCAGGAUGUGGAGAAAGCCAAGUCUGUGGAUCUGAGGAAAGGCUUGGAGCCGGGCCCCAAUCGGGACAAACUGGUUCUGGAGAUAAGACAGAACGGRGAGAAGAUGGUGAACCAAGCGUCCAACUUUUUAGAGUCAUCGUUGACCCUGGUUGAUCCUGAAAGCCACCAGGAUGUCAAUGAUUCUUCAGACUUGAUCUUUGAACCCCGGACUCCCAAUAGCAGUAUGUCUCUGUCCAAAAACAAAAGGAUGAUUUUUUACCACAGCUGGAUGGGUCAAUGUUCCGGCAUUUUUCUAAUCCAAAGCACCCAGUCAGUUCCCAAAUAUCAGAGAUGGAUCCUCAGUCUUCCUGAUGAAGGUAAUUGGAUGAUUGGUUUGUGUGAUAAACAGUCUGCAAACAAACUGAAUGAUCCUGUCUAUGGACUGAGCUGUUACGAUAACUGCCUGAAUUGUGUUGCAACAAAGUAUUAUGACGGUCCAGGUGCCUAUGACAAUUCAAUGGCUUCUGAUAAUCCAUUUAAACCUGUCAAAGCCCAAAUCAGGAAUCAACACGAGAUUCAAUCUGCAUUCCUCAGAUCUAAGGAAAGGAUUGGAGGGAAGGACAUACCCCGACCUGGAAGGGUGGAAGUCUUUUGGGAUAUUUUGGCCUCGAAGCUGUCUUUUUUCAGCAGAGCUGGACAGCAUCAGAGAGAGGAAAUAAUUACGAUUGAGAUGACUAUCUUCAACUUGCCGCUGGUCCCUUUUGUCCAACUGGAAAAAGAAAAUCCCCAUGACACUCCCCGGGAGCAAUGUCAAUGCUCUUGUGGGUACAGAAUCCCUGGAAAGAGUAAAAUGAAAGAGUACUACCAGUACUCUUAUGAGAGAAGUUGCCCACAAUGUGGCAGAAUAGUUAGCGUCCCAUUAAUUACGGAAAUUGUUUGCGAGCUUUGCUAGCUUCUUAAAAAAUAAUGAUCAUAGUUUUUAUUAGCAUUUAGUGAGCAUGAAUGUGGCUUGUGAUUGAUGAUUGUUGGUGAAUAUAUUAUGGAACAUAAUCAAAGAUAAAUUCAAUAAAGUUUUGAAGUGUUGUUAUACUUUUCACUGUAAUCAGAUUAUUAUCUUCAGCUUGAUAAACCAAUAUUUGGUUUUCUGUUGGCAUGGACCUUACCAAGCUCCGCCCAGAAAUGCCCCUCGAAAG
Poecilia reticulata (guppy) is the source of this 1924-nucleotide messenger RNA. RefSeq lists its product as uncharacterized. Lineage: Eukaryota; Metazoa; Chordata; Actinopteri; Cyprinodontiformes; Poeciliidae. Gene Ontology annotation, molecular function: zinc ion binding. The record is from RefSeq and is a predicted model, not a curated record.